Messenger RNA from Cavia porcellus (domestic guinea pig), 12934 nucleotides. It is a transcript of the gene Spata6, whose product is annotated as spermatogenesis associated 6. Gene Ontology annotation, molecular function: myosin light chain binding. Gene Ontology annotation, biological process: motile cilium assembly; spermatogenesis. The record is from RefSeq and is a predicted model, not a curated record. The transcript has 13 exons. NCBI's taxonomy places the organism in Eukaryota, Metazoa, Chordata, Mammalia, Rodentia, Caviidae. Bases 215 to 1684 code for a protein of 489 amino acids.
GCCCCGCCCCUACUGGCUGCCAUGACAACGAGUCAGCGCCCUGAGUUCAGCUACUGCUCCGGCGGGACCCAGGCUGGACCGCGGGCCCCGGCCUGGGGGCCACAGCUGCCACCGCCGCCACCUCGCCAUCUCCCCGUCCCCGCCCCGCCCCGCGUUUCCCUGCCUCUUUCGGGCCGGAGGCCGGGGUCCCUCCCCGGCGCCCCACCUCGCGCGGAUGCCGAAGGUGAAGGCGCUGCAAUGCGCCCUGGCGCUGGAGAUCCGCUCUGUAACUUGUCCAGGAGUGGUGCUGAAAGACAAGGAGGACAUCUAUCUUAGCAUCUGUGUGUUUGGCCAAUAUAAGAAGACACAAUGUGUCCCAGCCACUUUUCCACUAGUCUUCAAUGCCAGAAUGGUGUUUGAAAAGGUGUUCCCUGAAGCAGUAGAUCCUGGAGAUGUGGUUGCACAACUGGAAUAUGACACAGCAAUGUUUGAAUUGAUACAACUAGUUCCACCAGUGGGUGAAACAUUGUCUACAUAUGAGGAAAACACACGAGAUUUCAUGUUCCCGGGUCCAAAUCAAAUUUCCGGACACCAUGAUUCAAACCGUCAGGUUACCAUGAGAAGGAUUUCUGGCUUACGAGGAAUUGCUCCAAAGCUGGAAUUUUCUACAACUUCAGUGAUUACUGAAUGUCUGAUAAGUUCAAGGAAGUGCCGUGCUCAGGAUAAAUUUACCUACCAUUCAGCUCCAGUUGAAAAAUCACAUGGCAGACCACAAAACAGAACAUCAAGAUCACAAAAGAAAAAAACCAAGUCACCUGAGAGAAGUAAAUAUUGCGUAAAUGCAAAGAACUACGAACAGCCCACAAUUUCUUCAAAAUCACACUCUCCAUCUCCGUAUACAAAAAGACGGAUGUGUGAACUGUCGGAAGACACCAGGCGGCGGCUGGCCCAUUUAAAUCUAGGACCCUAUGAAUUCAAAAAAGAAACAGAUAAACCGCCAUUUGUAAUUAGACAUGUUGAUCCCCCGAGUCCCAGGACUGAUACUUUGUUUGCACCUUCCGGCAGAGACUGUGAAAGAGAUGGGUGGGCCAGGGUGCACAAUGAUCAUUCUCAUCUUGGCUGCUGCCGGUCUAAGGAUUAUAAGCAGGUCAUCAGAACACCCCAUGGAAGAGACUUUGAUGACUCUUUGGAAAGGUGUGAAGAGUACUUGAGCCCAAGGUCAUGUAGCAAGCCCCAGCACUCAGCAAGGACCCUACUCGUCCACUCAGCACCCUCGACUUUGCCGAAGCAUUCUCAGAGCCCUGUGUUAAACAGAGCUUCGCUCAGGGAAAGAUUCCAUUCUGAUUGGUGUUCACCUUCAAACUGUGAGGAGAUUCAUGACCGGGUAAAAAAUGUCUUGAAAUCACAUCAGGCUCAUCCAAGACAUUUAUAUGAUGAGAGAGACACAGAGAAAGACGAAGAACUAGAGCUGAAAAGAAGUCUUUUGUACAGAGACUGUGCCUAUGACAGUGACCCUGAGUACAGCUCAUAUCAGCGGCCACAUGGCAACCUCCAUUUGGAUGAUGGUGAAUACUGGUCCAACAGGGCGUCCUCCUAUAAAGGAAAAUCCCACCGACCCAUCUUUGAGAACAGCAUGGACAAGAUGUAUAGGAACUUAUACAAAAAGGCCUGUGGCUCUGUUUCGCACACACAGGAAACCUUCUGAGACUAUCCACGAUAAACUCUAUGAGUGUCCAUGUCACCCUCUCAAUGAAAAUGUUUGAUGUGAUCAAUAUCUGCACUCCUUUUUUAAAAAUAAGUGGUUCUUUAAGUAGUGAGACUUGAAUCAUUUCUUACUGCAAAAUGAUGAAUUAUUAUUAUUAUGUCUUUAUUACAGAAGAAUGUGCUGUGUUUCAAAUAUCAAAGCUCCACAGUACAAUCACAACUUCUGAUCUGUGACAAGGGUGUCCCCUCACAUGUAUCUCACACCGCCAUCUACAAACUAAAGAACAGAUUCUCUAGAAAAGCUCUCCUGUUUUAAUUACUUUGUAAUUAUCUUUUCAACUGCUUGACUGAUUAUCUUAUGUGGAUAAGGUAUAAUUAAUAUUAAUUCCCUUUUCUUGAUAAUCAGGAAAAAAUCUAUUGAGAAAUGAAUUUCCUAGGAGUUUAAACCAUUUUAAUUGUGUUUUCUAGUUUUCUGUCCCUCAGAAAAGGCUAUUUGUAUUUCUUAGCUCAUAAUAAAUAGCUUUCUUAUUAAAUGUUUCACUUUGAAUAUAAUGCAGGCAUUCACUCCUCAGGAAGAACUGCUUCAGUUACCUAAAUACAUAACUGUUAACUAGAAAUAACUGUUAACUGUUAACUGUGAAUCCAAAAUGUGAAUGCCUUUUUCUUUUUUUAGAAUUCUUUGUAUGAUUUUCUUUUAUGGCCAUGCCUUUUUGUACUAUACAAUGAAAAUAGCUUUUGUUAGUAAGUGUAUAGAAAUUGAAAAAAGAAAAAAAAAGGGCAUUACAUUAUAAUUUAACCUUUUUGACAUUAUCAUAGGUAUCAUAAUGCCCAAGAAAGUCGAAACCUCACUUUGAAUAACAUAAUACAGUGGAGUGCUUUUUAGUAGGCAUUUGAAAAUCUGUUGGUAGUAUGACAAAAUUAGUUUUUUGUUCCUCUGAAGACAGUGAUACUUAAGGUCUAAAGAAAUCAGUUACCAUGUUUACCAGAGGGUGAGAAGAGAAAACCAGAAAUAAAUGUAGUUUGCUUUUAAGAUUGAAGAGCUGACUACAAGAUAGUAUUUUAUUGGUUGAUUCUACAGUUAUAAGUUAGAAAGAAAACAAUUGACUUGCACUUCAUUUAAAUUGAAAUUAAAAUGUAAAAUUGGUUACAUUGUUGGGAAAAAUAUAUUUGUUAUCCAAUGAUAGACCAUGUAAAUAUCGUAUUAAGAAUGUUUUUUGAGUUGUUGGUAGGAUGACAGCAAUGAAAAGGGAUGCCAUAAAUGUGGGCAGCCAGGGAGAGUCUGGCGUGUUAGGGCGAAGUAUAAUACAGCACGUUAGAGGCUUUAAGAAAUCAUGGUGUCAACCCAUGCUGGUAUCCAAUAAAGAGUCUGGCACAUAAUUGAUAGCCACCACUCUUUGUUCUCCCAGCUGCCCAUUUCUUCAACUCAGAAUGCCGUUCUCAGGUACAUGUGGACCCUGACUGUCAAAAUGCAGGACCGUAUGGCCACUGAGUUACCCUCUGGCUGAGGGUUAUGUGAUGAUAUUCUGCACAGUAAGCUUGUAAAGGUUAUUAUUGAGCAUAGUAAGCAUAUUCUCAAUGAAAAUUAAUGUGUUUUUCUGUGGGAAAAAAUUUUUAAAAGUCCUCCAUUUAAAAGUUGCCACUGAUGAAACAAGUGACUAUGUUCAUCCCAGAAAAUAUUCUAUUACAAAAAGUCUCCUAAGUAAUUAAGCACCACAGAAAUUACUUGUUGUAUGUAUAUCUGCUAUUACCUAUGGAAACAGCCAUGAAAAGUAAGACAAAGAGAGAGAGAGAGAGCGCUUUGUAAACUAAUACUGUGAAAGACAUCUUUUUCUAUAAGUUAAAUUUAGCAUCCUUGUGAAGGAUGGGGCAGAUUCCCAGGUAUCUGGCAUCUCUGCUGUGUGUGUGAUCAUCUUCCCUAAUAGGGGAAGGAUUGAUUGUUAUUGUUCAGUCACUUUGAAUUCUUAUGUUGUAUCGUUUUGAAAGAGUAAACCUUUAAGUACUAAUGAUUGUAUUUUCUCAUUCAUAGAAGCAAUUGUUUAUUCUCUUAUAUAUUUUUUUCUAUAUUUGUCAUAGGCCUGAUAAUAACCAUUGGACUUUGUAAGAAAGAUAGUUCUUUUUCAUCUUUCAAUAUAUUUUUCUUUAUAUAAACAAACAGAAAUUUUAGUAAAGGAAAAUGUUAAAUUUAACAAAGAAAUAAGGGUGUUAUUCCUUAUUUACAUAAGGUUACAUAAGGAAGAUCAGUCCUUCUGUAACCUUAUGUCCCUUAUUCCUCUUGAAAUUUACUUUUUUCACAUAAAAGAAGAUAAAGGGGAUAAUUUGAAAUGAUAUUUUAACAUUCCAACAUUUUUACAAUUGUGUAAUUAAUGCAGAUGAUCAAGCAAUCUUGGGUAAAUAAUUGUGAUCUGAUUUCAGAGAUUAAGCUCCUGAUUAAGAAUUAGGUGCGUGGGCUGGGGAUUUGGCUCAGCGGCACAAGCGCCUACCUUGCAAGUGCGCAGUCAUGAGUUCAAUCCCUGGUACCGAUUAAAAAAAAAAAAAAAAGAAUUAGGUGCAGAUGGAGAAUUUUCAUCAUUUAUUUACUAACAAUAGCUGUAUUGAGAUAGAAUUAAUUUUAUUAAAAUAUAUAAUUAACUGAUUUUUGCUGUAUUCUGUGUUUUAUAACCAUAACCACUAAAUAAUUACAGAAUAUUUAUCACCCUAAAUAAAUUCUGAACCUAAUAGCAAUCAGUUCCCAUUUUCUAUUCCCUCAGCUCCUGGAAAGUACUAAACUACUUUCUUCUCUAUUCUGGACAUUUCAUGUAAAUGGAAUCAUAUGUGACCAGCCAUGUCUGUCUGCUUUCAUUUAGCAUAAUUGAUAUUUCGGGAUUUGUCUACCUUGUAAUGUACUAAAUGCCUUUUUUAAAUUACUAAAUAACCAUUUUAUGAACAUACUACAUCUUGUUUGUCCAAUCAGUUUAUAGACAUUUGAGUUGUUUGUUUCUACUUUGGGGGCUUUAUUAAAUGUUGAUCAGAAGUUUCAUGUAUUUUUGUGUAGAAAUAACAGUUCUAUUUCUUGUGAGCACUCACCUAGGAGUUGAAUUGUUGUGUUAUGUGAACACAAGUGCCACGGUCCAUGGUGGCCUACUCUUCUGAGGACCAUGUCAGUCUUUGCCACUGAGGACCUCAGAAUCUCCAAGUUCUGUCACAGAUCUCACAUGAAUUUUGCUAUAGGUGGUCCCACCUUCAUAGAUCUGAGGUGCCUGACUGGAGCUACUUCAACUAGUGCCACUGUGGCACCAGUUUCUAGUAUAAUUGGUAAAAGCAUGCUUGACACAGACACUGACCCAGUGUCCAUUUCCAGAUUUAGCCAUCUCCUGGCCUAUAAAAAUGUUUCAUGGCUACAUGCAUGCAUACAGCUGCUCAGGCAGCUGCUAUAGUGUGUGUGAGUACUGCUUCAUCAUUGAAUGUGCGUGUGCACCACGCUCUCACACUGCACAUAAGCCUAUUGCUGGCUGUUUGUAUACUGCUAUAUGCACCUCUGCACACAUGCGUGCUCCCUGCCACUACUUAUCAUCACAUGGGCCCAUUGGCCUCGGCUGUUACCACUGCAAGUGCACUCACCAUCCUCCAUGCCUUGCGUAUGUUCACAGAUACCUCUGCCUCCACUGUUGGCCACCACGUGAGCUCAUGUCACCAGCCCUGCCCUUACCUACUCAUAAGGACUCAUCACUGGACCCAGAGGCCCCCCCCCGCCCAUGACCAUCAAUCCUCAUAGAUGUUACAGAACCUCCACAUCAUUGGCUGCCGAGGUCCACACAGUUACCAAUGUUGUGGACUCCACAUGCCUAAAUUCUGCUGUGAAACUGCUCUUCUCUUUCUGAUGUGGAGCUGUGGGAUGCCCCCCUUCAUUUGGCUAGCUAGAUACAGUGCCACUUCAUGCUUCUGCCUUUCCUGGCAGUGAAGAUCAUUUUUUACCAGAGAUAAGUCUGGUAAGUCUGCUUCACCAAAUGUAUAGAUACCAGUGCAAGGAUACAAUGAAUAAGAAUAUCGGGAAACCAGGGUAUCAUCAAAAAAAAAGUAAAGUUGCAGUGAUUUACUCCAAAGAAAUGGAAUGAACCAUUUCUCAAUUCAGAAUACUACUAUAAAGAAACUUUAUAUACUACAAGAAACUUAGUGAGAUACAAGACUAAACAAAGAAUGUAACAAAAUGAGUAAAAUAAGCUCAACAAAGAAAAAAUUCUUGAGCUGAAAAAUAGGAACUGAAGAACAGCAGAGAGCUUCAGUAUAAUGAAAGAAUCAGUGUACUCAAAGAUAGGUCCUUUGAAAUUUUCUAAUUGUAGGGGGAAAGGAAUAGAAAAUAUUGAAGCAGUUAUACAGGAUUUCUGGGAAAUAUAUGCAUUGUGGGAGUUGCAGAAAGAAGAUACAGAGGAGCAGAAUGCUUAUUUAAAUAAAUAACUGAAAACUUUCCAAAUUUGUGAUGUAUACAUCUAAACCCAAGAUGUACUUCCCAAGAUACAGAGAAAAUCCAAACCUGAUUGAACAUGAAGCCUACACUAAGACACAUCAUGACUGAACUGCCAAAAGUGAAAGACAUAGCAUUUUGACAUCAGUGAGAAAUGCAGCUUGUCACAUACAGGUAAACCAGACUAUCUGGAUUUCUCAGCAGAAGCCUGGGAGCCCAGGAAGUGCAACCAAAGUACUAAAAGAAUCGACAGCUCUUUUAAUAAUACGCUAUCUUACAAAGCUACUCUUUAAAAUGGAGAGAAGAAUAAGUGGUUUUCUGAAAUAAAAGAGUUGUUCAUACCAAUACACUACCCUGUGUAAGGGAGUUCUUCAAAUGUAAUAACAAACAUAUACUAUAAGUAAUAACAUAGCAUGUGAAAGUAUAUCUCACAGAUGAAGGUACAGAGUCAAAUUUAGUAUAAUUAAUAUUGCGGUGGUAGUUUGUAAGUUACCUGUAACACUAACAUAAAAGUUAGACAAAAAUGUUAGGGCUGUACCCACAAAAACUCACUAAUAGAUUCCUAUACAAAAUAAUACAUUCUGACCCAGGAAAAUGAUGUACGGGAAUGUACAAGGAGAUAAGACUUUCAGGUUUUUGUAUAUAAUUGAAAUUUAAUUAUUAGUAAAAAUAGAUGGCUUUAACUACUAAAAAAUUCAAACAAGCCUCAUGGUAACCAUAGGGGAAUUUGAGGCAGACGGAAAGUUAAAGGGUCUCAGUGAGGUUUCUGGCAAAUAAAGUGUUACACCUCUGGUAGAGAGGGUCACCUCAGGUAGAGCUGAUAAGGCCUGGCUUAUUUCAUGCCAAAGUUCAGUACUCUCUUUCAUCCACGUCCAGUUAAACACAAAAAGGAACAAAGCCGGGAGGGGACAUUAUUAUAAAAGAACAGUAGGUAAAAUAUACACUAACACCUCGACACACACACAUAUAUAUAUAUAAAUACAUAUUUUCUUACAUUAAGACACUAAAACAUAUGAGUUUCUUUAUUAACUUGGUUUUUGUUUUUUGUGUGCGUGUGUGUUUUUGUACCUGGGGAUCAAACUCCUGAUCACACUUGCAAGGCAGGCACCUAUUAUUACCUUGUUCUUGAAUGUCAGGCUCUGCUGUUAACCUACAAGAUAAACACUAGACAGGACAAAGGGGCCACAUACAUGUAGAAAUGUACAUAGUUUGUGCAGCAUGGCUGCACAGAGGAGCUACAUUGGGGUUACUCAGACAAAAUCAAUUAAAAAUACAGGUAACUGGAUGAAAGAGUGGGAUAUACACCCUGAUGCCAAAAUUAGUCUGAAACAAGAGAUUUGCAGAUCAAACAAAACAUAGGCGUAGGCCUUUACAGUGAGGCAGCCCACAGUGCUGCCACAGGCAAGGCCCCUCGCCUAUUCUGCCUUCUGCUAACAGGACACUGAUAUUGCAGCCUGGGAACAGAUAUCACCUGUAUAUUCAGGAGUGAGUGACCAGGAGUCUGCUCUUUCUCCAGUGGGCUGAUAGUUGCUUUUUGUUUUGUUUUCCUUAAUUUGUUGUGCAUCUCGGCAGCUAACUGGAAUCUCUAGCAACAGUAAAGUCAGGGACCACAGUGGCUGCCACAAAGGGAAUGAGUAGAACAGCACGAUCUUUCUUGCCCUGUUCCAGCAAUGUGAGAGAGGAGGAUGUGGGAUUUAAACAACCUUAAGCCAUGGCGGGGCAAUGAGUGGGAAGUCAGCACUCCCCCAACCCUGCUCCCUCCUAUUUUGGGAGCAGUGAGUUGGCCAACAACACUCCCUAUGCCCUGCUCCCAGCUGCAUGACAAGAGAGACUUGGCAGCAAGAUGGAGCAGGAGGACACAAUUGUGUGACACUGGGAACAACCUCAGCCUGUGUUUGAGCCCCAGCAGCUGAGAGAGAGCUUCAGAGAUAAACAAGGAGAGCUGCAAAGCUGAGCUGCAGAGGGACGCACAGAAAGUUGCUUAUUUUUUUUCUACAUUUUCUUUAAAAAAAAAAAUUUAUAAUAUAGCAACUUGCUUUUUGUUUGUUACUUGCUAAUCAAGAUUUAAAAGUCUCAUGUGAUUGGCCAACUCUUAAACCUUACUGCAAGGGAUGAUAAAUACAGUGUUAUUAUUGCAAUUGUUUGCCAUUGUGCUGGGCACCUUAUAGUCCAGUGGAAUUGUAAUCUCAUCUAUGAUACAUAAAUUUCUUAGUUCCUAAGUGAGCCUUAAAAAUUAUUUUCUUGCUAGAUGUUUUACCUUUUCUCAUUCACUAUGAGAUGAACAAUUAUCUUCUGGCAUUCAAAUUAUCCCACUCUUAUCUAGAAGCUUGUUAAUUUAAGUAAUAAUCACUAUAAAUUACUGUAGUAUAAAUUACAUAGAGUAUAAAUUACAUAGUAUAAAUUACUAUGUGACUAAGCAAAUUAGUGAAACAGUCUUUUAUGAAAAAAACAAAUCAUGGUAUGGUACAGUUCACUACAUUUAAAUUGGGCUAAAUCACAAGUGAACUACAUUAGAAUGUUUUCUAAUUUGUAUGGUAUUUGAUUGUUUACAGGUUUGAGGAGAAUGAAAAUAUAUUUAUUUUACUUCCUAUCCCAACUUGUAUAGUUCUAAAACUUUAUGCACCAAGAGAAUUAAAUUAAUCUUUACAAAGGGCUACUAUCAGUAUUUGGUGAUUUACAUACAUUGAUUUUCCCAGCAUGUCUAUGAGCUAUAGUAGGUAUAUGUAGUGCGAUUGAAAGAUACUGUGAAUGUUUACAUUUUAAAAAAUGUAUUAUGGUAAAAGACACCUUGUCAUUAAUCCUCUUACCUGAACAAACAUCCCAGCACCCUUGCCACUUUCUGAAAUUGCUCUGAGAGUCCUUUUGUGUGACGGUUGUUAGUUGCCUUUUUUUUUCUUUUUCCUUUUUAUCGGUACCAGGGAUCAAACUCACAACUGCCUGCUUGCAAGGCAGGCCAUUAUGCCUCUGAGCUAAAUCCCCAGCUCCUUAGUUGUCUAUUGUAGCUGCCUCUAAACUGAUUCAAAAUGUUUACCUUUCAUCAUUUUGACAAUAUAGAAGAGCUGGAGGUUGAGCAGUGCUAGAUCUAGUGAAUAACAUGGAUGAUGACACACUGUGAUGUUUUUAGAAUCUACCUUGCUACUGAAUGACAGUGUCUGCAUUAACUGUAUAGUAUUUUUUAAUCACAUCUCAUAAAGAUAGGGGAGAAGACUUUCAGAACUGCUUCAGGAAACAGCAAGAAUGAUGAAAUUAGUGUAUUUGAAAUCAGGGAUACAAUUUUGAGGGGGGUUAGUGGAAAUGUAUCUCAUACUAAGUUUAAAUUUAAAUAUUCACAGUAUAUUUUGAUCAUUCUGGAUAAGUAGUCUGGUUUUACUAUUACUUUUUUUUUUUUUUUCUUUUUUGGUACCAGGGACUGAACUCAAGACCUUGUACUUGCCAGGCAGGUAUUUAUGACGCUGAGCUAAACCUCCCCACCUCCUGCCCUUUUUAAAUUAUUAAAGAGAAUAAAACCCAGGAAAAUAAAACAAUAAAAGCAAUCAAAACAAACCAGUGUAAGUGAUACAGGAUUUCCAAACCUUACAAAAUCAACAAUAGUUACGAUAAUGCCUCUUCCUGUCUUUAAAACAGCUGCAGAUACCUUCGGACAUAGUAAAAAUCAAACAGAACAGAAUAGAAACAAUAAAAACAAAAUAAUAAAUGCAAAAAAAGGACUUCAAAACAAUCAACAUAAUAUAUAUUGCUAUCCUUUAAAUAGCUGCUCCUGCCAUCAGAUUUAACAUAAAGAGAAUAAGCCUAAAACAAACAGCAAUGAAAAUGAUGUGGUUUCCAGGUAAGGGUCACUUCCUGGUGAAGCCUGGUUCUCUCUCUUUCUGCAUUUUGCAAAUGGCAGACUCGGGGAGAGAGACUUGGGUCUGGUUGUCCUGACUCUGGCAGUGGCCCAUGCAUGGCUCUGGUUUCCAGGCUGGGAUCACCUCCUGGUGAGGCCUGGUUCUUGCUCCCCACAGUCCACAAAUCAAUAAUCUAUUUUAUAGACUAGGACACUGAUGACCAAACCACUGUGACUGGUCAGUGAAAAAACAUCUAACUGGUAACGCUUGGAAUUGAUUCUAAACCCAUCUGCCUCUCAACUAAAUAAGUGGUUAAAAAUCUCACUUUGUUACAACUUAUGUAUUCAAAUGAUGUAGCUAGUAGUACAUCUUCAGAAAAACCUCAGUGAAUUAAAAUGAAAAAUGAACUAACAUUAAUUCAUUAAAAUUCAGAACAAAUUUCCAACCCCUAAAUAUUAAAAAUGAACAAAGCCAAGAAUGGACAACUAUAUGAAAUAAAUGUCUUGAAGAUUUAUUGUAACUGACCCAAGAUUUCAUGGAAAUAGUACCAAAAAAGGACAGUGUACUUCCCGAUGCAGUAAAAAUUUAAACAAAUUUACCUUUUUGAGUUUAUGAUAUAGUUCAGAAAGAUGAAAGAAAUCUUUAAGAAAAGACAAUGUCCUGGAACAUACGUAGUAAAAUAGAAUUGUUAGAGGCUUCAUGAAACUAAUUCCUCAUUAAUUUGUUGGAGCUUUUAUUAAGUAGAAUAGUGGUAUAUGAAAACAAAGGUUUUGAAAAUGUUUGUGCUCCUGUUGUUUUUCACCUAGUACCUAUGUGUAUUUCUAUUACUAGAUAACCUAGUUUAUUUUCUUAUGGCUGAGACAAAAUACAUCACCCCCCAAGUUAAGGGAAGAGUAUAUAGAGGUUUCUGUUCCCACACGGUAGAGGGGCCAGAGUUCAUGGCAGUGAAAGACAGCAAAAGCAAGCGGGGGACGAGAAUGAGAGGGAGACAAGCCUCUUUCUGUCCCUUGUAUUGUAUACAAGCUACCUGCCUUAUGACAGGUGUAGCACUCACGUAAUCCCAGCUUUGGACCAUGAAUCAAUCACAAACUCUAGAAACCUGCCUCCAUGACUGCAUGAGGCUUUGGGAGCGGGGACAUCUAGGCACAAACCAUAACAUCAGAGGUGAACUGCAAUGUUGCAUAGCAGAAAAACCACUUCCAACGUUUCUGACCUUCCCUUUUGUCUUCCAAUGAAAUAAGACAAUAACAUUAAUCUGCCGUCUUCAGCAAAAUAUUAUGAUUAGAUGGGAGAACAUGUGGGUAUUCUCCGACAAAUACUAGACACUAUCAGGAUAACUUGCUUUCAUGAGUGAUCCAGGGAAAGGAAGUUGUAGUUUGUGAAGAGCUCCAAUUGGCCUAAGAGCAAUAUGUUGUAUACACUCCAGAUUUCCUCCCCUGAGUUUGUCACCUCUGUGUUAUCAACCUUUAUAAAUAGGUUUCUCCCUAAUAAAAUGGAAGAUAUUUUCAUAAAGUUGUUGUGAUUAUUUAAAACCCAUGGAGACAGUGUUAUGAUUAAAUUAGUUAACAAUUAAGUAUUUAAAACAAUACCCAAAACAUGGUAAAAACUAUAAAUGAUAUUUAUCAUUGUUUUUGUAUUUUGCAGACAAUCUAUUGAACUCAUAAGAUAUUUACUUUCUGAAACAGUAUAGCUUAUUUUUCUCUUACUAAUAUAGUUUUUUAAAAGUUUAUUAGUACAUAUUUGCAAUUCAUAGAGUUUAAAAUCAUCGUGAGGAGUGAUUCCAUAUACAUAUUACAGCUUUUUUUCUCUUACGUUUAUUAAUUCUGUUUUUAAUAAAAAGUGCUGUUGUAAGGUAAUCUACUACUUAACAAAGACAUGUUAAAUAUACUUUGAAUUUUCCUAAAGGAUAGAAAAUUUUAUGCUGUAUUAUUCCCUUUUAUAGCUAAGCAGUGGUUGUCAUAUUGUUCCUAAACUGUGUUGUGCAAUGAAUGUGUUUUUGGCAUAGAGGCUGCAAAAUCUGGAGAAGUUUUUAUUGAUAAUCCUAAGCAAAACAGUCAAAAUUAUUUCAGGUCCCCUGCAAGACAGAGGAAAAUUGUUUUUUGGUGAUUGCAACAUUUUUUUCAUAUGCACGAAAAAAGGUAGACCGUUGUCACUGUGUGCACUCAAAAGCAUUGUCAUUACACUUUCAUCUACUAGAUGGAGAAAUAUUAUCAUUUGUUAUUUCCAUAAAACCGAUGGGUUUUAAAUAAAUUUCUCCUACCUUGCAUGAAUUUAUAUAGAUAAGCGUCACCAUUUCUUAUACAUCAAAGUUUUAUUUUUAAAAAGUUCUUAUGAAUUUAGAAUGAUUAUUGUUUUUACAGCUAUUUUUCUAGAUAAAUAUUUCAAUUUUAAUUGGAUUUUCAAAUGUUAUUUUCUGAUUUUAAAAAGCAAUACUGCAUAAAAUAUACAAGAUUUAGAAAAGUAAAUAUAUAAAAGUAAGAGUGCUGAGAUACAUAGUGAUAUAUUUUUAUGCUCUACUACAAAAUUAGGUUUUAUUUUAUGAAGUAUGUAUCCUAUGAUUUAAAUGUACAUAUCAUUUCAUUUUUCUAAAAUAGAACAUAAAUGCACUUCCUGAUUAGAAUUGACUACAUAAAGUCAUCUAACCACUUCUCCAUUGUUAAAUAUUUAGUUGGUUUCCUAACUGUGCAUGCCUAUGAAAUAUUUAAACUGGAGAAAAACAUGUCUGCACCACUGGUAAGUUGCAUCAUCUAGUCUGCAAUGUACACACAGAAAAUAGACGACAAAAGAGUGGCUCUCCCUUCCCUGUUUGUUUGUCCCAGAGCCCUCCUUUGUUUAUACGCAGUUCAGCCUUAAUGCCAUUUUCAGAAGCUUUAUUUGCCUCACUUUUUUGGGUUUGAAUAAAACUUAAAUAUAAAAUCCAUCUGUGAAGCAUAUUGUACAUUCACAUGGAAGGCUAAAAACUUAUUUUUAAUUAAAACUUUAUUCGGCA